AAUAAAUUCUCUUAUUAUUUGUAGUAGUUUUUCAUUUCAGUUGGUUUUUUUGGCUUUUCCAAGUAAGAAGUCAUAUUGUCUGCAAGUAGUUUUAUUUCCUUUAUAAUUUUUAUACCUCUGAGAUUUAUUUUUCUAUUAAAUACAUUGGCUAAAACUUUAAUAAAAUGGUAAAUAAUAGUAGUGAAUGGGGAUAUCAAGGGAUUUGAUAUAUCAUAUUAAAUCUAGUAAUGUGAUGGCUUAUAUUGAUAGAUUUCCUAAUAUCUCUGCAUUUCUAGAAUAAAAAAACCUUCUUAGUCAUACUGUUCUAUUCUUUUAAUGUGCUGCUGUAUUCUGUUGCUGAUCGUUUAUUUAGAAAUUUUCAUAAGUGAUAUUGGUGUGUGUUGUGUGCACUCUCUGUCAGCUUCUGGUAGCAAUAUUAUGCUUCAAGAAAAUAGUUUGCAGGUGUCCCUUUUCCAAUGCCCUGGAACAUAGGUUUAGUGGCAUUCCUCUGUGAAAUUGUUAGGGCCCAGACGUUUUUGUAAGGAGUACUAUUUAACAGCGUUCUCCCCCUCACCCCCCAUGAAAGCUGGGAGAUUUUCUGGGAUUAAUUUCCUGGAAAAUUAUCUAUUUUUUUUCUGAAUUUUCAAAUGUAAUUACAUGAGAGUUGAGCAAAGUGGCUGCUGAUCACUUUAAAUGUCUUUAAUUUUGUUGGUUUCUCUUUUUUCUUAGAUGUGAUGUAUCCUUUUCAUCCGUAUCUUGAUUAAGAUUAGCUAGGGGUUUUAUUCAUACCCCACCUACAGUAUCAGCUUUUGAUUCCUCUAUUAAUUCUCUUCAGUUUCUACUUUAUUAACUCUUUCCUUCUACUUUUGCUCAGUUUUGAGAUCCUUUUUCUAAAUUUAUAAGUUGGCUGCUUAAUUGAUUUGUUUUUAUUCUUUUCAAUUGAUUUAAAUUUUUAAGGCUGUGAAUUUUCUUCCGAACAGUGGGAAGUAUCCUGGAUUCUGAUGUAGUGUUUUUAUUAUUCUCUGGGAAGUCUGCAGUUUGGGUUUAGUUUCUCUUUGACAUAAUUUUUUAACAACAGAAUUAUGUAUCAUUUUCACACCAGAAAGUCCAAGUCAAACAGUGGUUUCACAUAUGAACUGGUGAAUAAAACUUUACUUUUAAAAAAAAUCUUUUGAAGGAUAAUCAACAAGCUUUCUCCUCACCCCACUGUUAAAAUGUGAAUUAGAGAAGAUUAAAUUCAUCCACUAAUUAGGGGCAUAAUUAGUGUUAAAGAUAAUUUAUUAGCUUAAAUAAGUCUUUGUUCUUAGAAUAUAUAGUUUUAUUUCAUUCUGAAAGUUUUCUGUGAAGUUGUAUCUUUCCUAAAAUAUACACAAGAGAUGUGGAAUUGUAAACCUUGUCAUUUACUAAGAGCUGCUAAGACUUUAAUAUAUGAUCAUUAUUGACAACUAAAUUCAAAUAAAAUGAUAAUUAAGAUUUGGGGUAUUCUUCUUGCUGCGGGCAUUAAAUGAUGUUCUGGACUUUAGUCAUAUGUGUAUAUAAAUAAAAUAAUCUACAUGGAGGUCACAGUGACAGUUUAAUAGCUUCUUGUAUAUUCAGAUUUUCUUCAUAGACAAGAAAUUGUAUAUGGUCUAUUUGUUGCUUUUUGUCCUGGUUCAGGAAUGCAUCAUUUUAGGAGCAGAGUAGGGGAGAGGGAGGGAGCGAGGAGAGAGGAGAAGAGAAGGGAGGAGAAGGAGGACUUAGUCUAAAGCUGUAAGAACAAUGAGCCUGGCUUCUUGCCUUUUGUAGACUGAGGACAAGUCUUUAAACCCAAGAGAGAACCUAAGCAUAGGAACUUUGAUCCUUAUUUGGGGGAGAAUUUGGCAUUAGAGAAUUGUUUACUCAUGAAAUUUUAGAACUGGAAGAAGGCACGUAUUUAAUUCUUUAAAACUUUCAAUCAAUUUAUUUUACAGCCUAGGGAACUGAGAUCCGGAGUACCUUGCUGUUUGAAAGUCCUCCUGUUGUUAAGAGGAUGAGGCUUGAAGAAUACAAGCUAGCAUUCUAAAAGCAUUCAACAACCCAACUACUAAAACAGCUGAUGAUGAAACUAGAAAAAAAGUCAAAGCAUAUGGAAGAGAAGGUGUGAAAAUGAACUUCAUAGAUCAGAUCUUUGUUGGUGAAUUAACUAGCACGGUCAUGUGUGAAGAAUGUGCAAAUAUCUCCAUGGUGAAAGAUCCUUUUAUUGAUAUUUCACUUCCUAUAAUAGAAGAAAGGGUUUCAAAACCUGUACUUUUGGGAAGAGUGAGUAAAUAUAGAAGUUUACAGGAGACAGAUAAUGGUCAGUACAGUGGCACUUCUACUAUAGAACAUACUCAUCAUCCCAGAGCCAACAAGAAGCAUCCUUCAUCUAAAGAGAAGAAUCAACUAAUUCAUGGCAGAAAACAUAUAAGAAAAUUGUCAUCUGGAGAAGAUAAAGCUGUUGACAUCCACUGGAAAAAUGAAAACCUUGAAAUGGAUGGGGAUUCUUCAGUGCUGGCAAGCAUCGCAAAUACUGAAUCAACUCUGACUGGAAGCCCUACCGAUGGCAGUGAAAAGGAAGCCAGCCAUUCUGAAAGUAGUGUUGAUGCUGACAGUGAAGCUUCAGAAUCUGAAAGUGCUACUAAGCAGACUGUGUUGUUGAGAUCCACUGGUGGAUACACGGUGCACGCAAUGGGACACCUUCACCAUGUGUCCACAAGUGAACCACCCACCAGGGAGACUGACAGGGGUCAUGAGGGAGUGGCGGAAGCUAUGGCUGAACUUCGUUUGAGCAGCACUGUAACUGGCGAUAGAGAUUUUGAAAAGGAAAAUCAGCCACUAAAUGUUUCAAAUAAUUUAUGUUUUUCAGAGGGGAAGCAUAUGGUGUCUCACAGCCCCCAAAAUGCUUUUCAGACCCUCUCUCAGAGUUAUAUAACUACUUCUAAAGAAUGUUCAGUUCAGUCCUGUCUCUACCAGUUUACGUCUAUGGAAUUACUAAUGGGAAAUAAUAAGCUUCUAUGUGAGAAUUGCACUCUCACAAAGAAACAGAAGUAUCAAAAGGAAAGCAGUUCUGCAGAAAAGAAAGCAGAAGGGGUUUAUACAAAUGCCAGGAAGCAGUUGCUCAUUUCUGCUGUUCCAGCUAUCCUAAUUCUCCACCUUAAAAGAUUCCACCAGGCUGGCUUGAGUCUUCGCAAAGUAAACAGACAUGUAGAUUUUCCACUGAUGCUUGAUUUAGCACCAUUCUGUUCUGCCACUUGUAAGAAUGUAAAUGUGGGAGAUAAAGUUCUCUAUGGUCUCUAUGGUGUAGUGGAACAUAGCGGCUCGAUGAGAGGAGGCCACUACACCGCUUACGUGAAAGUGAGGACACCCUCCAGGAGAUUAUUGGAACAUAUCACUGGGAAGAGAAAUGUACCUGGUUUGAAAGAACCUGAUAGUGAGUCGGCAGGCCAGUGGGUCCAUGUUAGUGAUACUUAUGUGCAGGUGGUUCCAGAAUCAAGAGCACUUAGUGCACAAGCGUACCUUCUUUUUUAUGAAAGAAUAUUAUAAUGAUUUGUUAAUUAUUCAUGGUAAUGAUUAUUUAGAUCACUUUUAUUUAAAUGCUGCAGUGGUAACCAUAAUAUGCAAUGUGCCUUCGUAGUCUUUUCUCUUCUGUAGGAAUAGCAUGUCCCUCAAAUGCUCCUGAACAUUUUUACCAUUUUGGUAAAUGCUUUUAAAGUAAAUUAAAUUUACUGAGUGCUUUCAAAUGUAUAUUCUUAAACUAAAUGUAAACACAUGUUUUUAAAAAAUUAUUUAUCCCUGGAAAAACUAGAAUUUACAGCAGUAGAGGAAAUUCUUUUAUGAUGUGGCUUAUUAUUACAAGCAUUCAGAAAUGAUGCUGACUAAAUCAAAUGGUUCCUUAAAACAGUGUUUCCCAAACGUGAGUCACAUACCACCUUUCUGAUCUCAUAUACAUGUAUGUAUACCUCCUGUGCCAUUGUUUACUUAUUGUUUUUAACCUUAUUUUUUAGCCUUAUUUUUUUAACCAUAGGCUUGUUUUGAGUAUAUUCCACAUUUUAUCUGCUAGUUAUAUUUUUUCUAAUAAAUAUAUAAGUAUUAAAAAUAAAUUGUUCAUCUAUGUAGCACUCCACUUAAAAAAUCAUCUCAGGGCUAUCCAGUGGUAGACGUGCACUGCUGUGUGGGAAACAUUGCUAUAACAUGUAUUUACACAAUUGGCAUAGUGACCUUGUCUUGUUUUGUAUGAUUCAACCAUAUAAAAAGACACCACUGUAACUUCAGUAAUACAGGUUUACAAAUAUUAUAUUGAUUAGCUUAUUGCUUUGAGGUUUUGAGAACUAGAAAAAUAUUGAAAUACUUCAUCAACAUAUUAUUUACAGCCUAUUCUUGGUGGAGUUGAGGAUAAUUUGCAAAUGAUUAGCCAAGGUCAAAAUAUAGUGAUAGAGAAUUGUAACAUGCAGAAUUGGUAAGUAGAAGUUGUUCAUCCCUAUGGGACCAUAGGGUAUUUUGAGAUAUAAAUUACCAAAUUAUAUUUGUAAAUGUUAUAGAAUUAUAUUCUAAUUAUACUUAACAGGGAAAGAUAAUACAUUUUCUAGUUCAGUAGGUCAGUAAAUGUUAAUCAUGUUUUCGGGGUUUUGAGAUCACUUUUUCUUUGUCUUCAUCAAGCAGUAUUAAUAAGUUCAAGUGAGUUUAGAUUUUAUUUUAGGGGCAUAAAGUUGGCAUUUCUGAUUUUCUUUUUAAAGAAUUAAAUACUAGCAAAAAUAUGAUAUCUUUUACUGCUAGAAUACAAAUUAUUAAGCUGCCAAAACUUGGCAUGAAAAUAUUACUACUACUUAGGCUUAAAUUUAAAAAAAAUAAUGGCUACUUCAGUGUCACAUUAUUGAAUCAAAACAUGUAACUGCAAGGUUCAAGCAUCCUAAUCAUUAGUUCCAACUAAAGACACUAAAGGCAGAUACUGGCUACGUGCCUAGUCCCAGUUCAUUCUCUGGGGAAGGAAGGGUAAGAAGCGUGGCUGAAGACAAUGUGUGGAAAUAUUUAACCUUCUUAACACACAUGUAUAUACAACAUUUUCAAGGUUACCAGUGCUGCCUUUUGAUAUGUGAAUAAAUGGAAUUGUGAUGAGUGUUAAAAAAGGUAAUAACAUACAAAAUGCAGAGCUUAAAAAUAUCAUUGCACAAAUUCUGUUUUUAAGCUGUUGAAAUUUCAAUAGUAGUAUUUUUCUUGAUUUUUAACAGUGAAAUGAUGGAGACACAUAUCUGUGUAAGUUAAUCUGCAAACUCAGGUUUUGUCCUGUGAAAGGUAAUUUAAAGUGUUUAAUUGUAAUCUAUUAACACUGAAAUUUUCAGUACCAGAGCAGUGAAUCUUUUUGAAAAAUACUAGUUAAAUCUCUUUAUUCAAGUCAGACUUCUUGGUAAUGACAAUUACCGUCCCCUCUCACAACUGUAAAUAUUACGUCACCUCAUUUCUCUCCUAGAUAAGAUACUAUUAAAAGGCAUGCACUUUUCACUGGAUGGUCACCUGCUUCUUGUUUCAUUGAUAGAUAGAUGAAAGAAAGAAAGAGAGAAAGAGAAAGAGGGAAGGGAAGAAAAAAGGAAGGGAAAGAAACAAGAGUAUUCUUUUCUGUUGCCUCUUGGCUUAUGCUUUACACAGUUAUAGUCAGAGACGGCGAGUGAUAGUGAGGGCAAGAAUCAAGGAAAGUGCCUAGGUCCUCUUUUCACUGAUCAGAUGCCAGGAAAGGCACCAGUGCUAUAGUUAUCAAAUAGGACAUCUUUUAAGCUUUAUUCUGAGUACCAGUUAAGAGUGAUUUUUUGUUGAGUGAGUGACACAUUGUAGCUCCAGAUCAUUACCUCAGUGCUCAAGGACUGCAGUAGUUUUUAUGCUCAACUUCACAUUUUCUCAUUAAGUCUAUAUUUAUUGAAUACCUGCUAAGGGUCAGGCACUAUGCUGACAUUAUUUUAACAUGUUUUAAAAUGGAGAGGCCUAUAUAAGUUUUAGACAUUAUACCAGAAGUAACAUGCAAAUAAGAUACUUUUAUUUUCAUUUCCACAAUGUUAAAUGAGCUAAUUCUGAAAUCUGGUUUUUUUUAUGGCCUAGAGUUUAUGAAUGCUUUUCCAUGUCUUCUGGUAAUGGAAUAAAUUUGAUUUUUUGGAUGCCUAAGAGUUUCCUAAGAUAGCUUUCUCUAUUACAAUAGAGAAAGCAUGUUAAGUUACACAUGGUCUGCAUUUAAAUUUUUGUUUUUGACUAUUUCCAAAGCACAUUUGCAGGGGUACUAAAUUGUGAAGCUACUGUAAUAACAGUAGUUUCCAGAUGACCUCAGGAAACAGGAUGAACAGAUGAGAAUGUUUACAGAUCCUCAAAACAACUACAUAGUGUUUAGCCAAAUGAAUUUAAGAAGUAAAACAGAGAAGUUUCUCUAGCUUUAUUUAGAAACUGGUUUACAGGGUAUGUCUAACCCCAGUUUCCUAGUUUUUCCAUAUUUAAAAUGGUAAAAUUUUAUUAUGUGCCAAUUAUGUGAAUAUUUUUGACAUAUCCAAUGUAUGUCUAUGUUUAAGAUUUUGUCAUUUAAUGUCUUUAAAACUGAUGUGAAUACCACCUUUUUGGGAGGCCAAGGAGAAUGGUUCUUGCUGUCAGUUCUAAGAGCAGUUGAUACUUGUUUUCUUGUUUUAAAUGUGCCAACAGAACUAUUUUACUAUAAUAUAUUUAAAAGCUCUUAGCUUGCAUGUGUGAUGAUUUUAGCCAGUGAUUUUAUACAAUAACUGAAAAAAUUUUCUCAAAAUUAAGCUGUGAAAUGUUUCAACUUCAUAUAAUUUUUGUAGUACAAAAGAAUAUCCUGCCUACUCUUCUUAAAUUCAUAUUCAUAAUUUAUUUGCAUGUUAGCUGAUCAAAUAAGCCUAAACCAAAUAUGUUAUGUGCAAUAAAAUAAAGCCUUUAUAUAUAUCUAGAAUAUUAAGAAAGACUAUUUUUAGAUAUUUAAAAUGUUUUGGUCCAUGUAGAAAUCAUCAAAUCUGUUUAAAAGAUAGAUGACUAUAUUUUUAAUUUUGAGUAACAUUGGUUAUCAUUCCUACUGUUUUAUCUUUACUUUUUAUUGCAGUGUUUUUAGAAAAUAGCUAUGUAACUUAUUGAGCAUUAUUUUGAUAUUACUGUAUAAACAUGCAUAAUAAAUAUUAAAUUCUUAUUUAUGUUU
Messenger RNA from Equus caballus (horse), 7150 nucleotides. Lineage: Eukaryota; Metazoa; Chordata; Mammalia; Perissodactyla; Equidae. The record is from RefSeq and is a predicted model, not a curated record.